Camelina sativa (false flax) is the source of this 3506-nucleotide messenger RNA. Lineage: Eukaryota; Viridiplantae; Streptophyta; Magnoliopsida; Brassicales; Brassicaceae. The record is from RefSeq and is a predicted model, not a curated record.
GACCUUCUCCUGGGCUUUCAGUUUUUCAAGUUAAUCGUAUAAUGGGAAAGCAAGCGUUAAAAGGGGACAUGCUUACUAGGCGAAAGUUGGGGAUCUUGAAUGUCAUCGGAACCAUGGACCUACCUGGUGAAUCCGUAUAUCCAUUGUAUAUUGCUGCAUCAGUAGAUAGUCAAGAACCUGUAGCUAAGAGAGGGGAAGAUCUUCUUAAAAAGAUAGCUUCUGGAACAAAUAUGGAUCAUCCCAAGUUGAUAAACAGACUGUUCUUACUAUUCAAUGGCACUACAGGCACUGAAAAUGUUACUCCGGAACAUAAUGUAGCUCCAGCAAAUGCAUCCUUGAAAAUGAAGCUCAUGUCUGGUUUCUGUCGUUCUAUCGCAGCUGCAAAUAGUUUUCCUGCAACAUUGCAGUGCAUAUUUGGCUGCAUGUAUGGAAGUGGAACAACCUUAAGGCUAAAGCAAAUGGGAAUGGAGUUCACCGUGUGGGUUUUCAAGCAUGGGAAGAUAGAUCAAUUGAAACUUAUGGGACCUGUUAUACUGAAUGCUAUUCUAAAAAUGCUUGAUGGUUUCACAGGUUCAGAAACAGAUGCUCUGUCGAGGGAGACCAAAACAUUUUCUUUUCAAGCUAUUGGUUUACUUGCACAACGUUUACCUCAGCUUUUUAGAGAAAAGACUGAAAUGGCUGUUCGUCUUUUUGAUGCGCUGAAGUUAGAAACCCAAUCUCUUCGUUCAACCAUCCAGGAGGCAAUAAUUUCUCUUUGUUUUUGCUAUCGACCUUGUUUUGAUGGGACAGGAAGUGGAACAACCUUAAGGCUAAAGCAAAUGGGAAUGGAGUUCACCGUGUGGGUUUUCAAGCAUGGGAAGAUAGAUCAAUUGAAACUUAUGGGACCUGUUAUACUGAAUGCUAUUCUAAAAAUGCUUGAUGGUUUCACAGGUUCAGAAACAGAUGCUCUGUCGAGGGAGACCAAAACAUUUUCUUUUCAAGCUAUUGGUUUACUUGCACAACGUUUACCUCAGCUUUUUAGAGAAAAGACUGAAAUGGCUGUUCGUCUUUUUGAUGCGCUGAAGUUAGAAACCCAAUCUCUUCGUUCAACCAUCCAGGAGGCAAUAAUUUCUCUUGUAGCUGCAUACAAGGACUCUCCAGAGAAUAUUCUCAGAGAUUUGGAAGUGCUUCUGCUAGCAAAUUCUCUGGCGGAACAAAAUGAAGCUCGCUUUUGUGCUUUGCGAUGGGCAACUUCUUUGUAUAAUUCACAACAUUGUCCAAGUCUCUACAUUUGCAUGCUGAGCGCAGCAGAUCCGAAGCUAGAUAUAAGGGAAAUAGCACUCGAAGGACUCUUUCUGAAAGAAGAAGGUCGCACUAUAGUCUCUAAUCAUGACCAUAAAUAUCCAAAAUUUGUUGAGAUGCUGGAGUACAUUCUUAAGCAACAGCCAAAACUGAUAGAUUCUUCAGAAAUGAGAAGCCAGAAGCUUCUCUUUCCCUCACAAGUAUAUCUUGUCAUGAUAAAGUUUUUAGUGAAGUGUUUUGAGUUAGAGAUGGAGGAGAGCAAUACCCAGGCAGUAGGGACUGAUUUUUUGGAUUCGGCACAAAAAAUGUGUUUGUGGCUAAGGGGUCUGCUUAGUCAUACAGACUUGAGUACUCGUGAAUCUGUAUCACGAUUACUCGGAAUGGCAUCCUGUGCUCUUUCUGAUGCUGAAUCAUGUUCCUUGCUUUCUGAAUUGGUAUCUUCAAUUUCCCAACCGCAGAAGUUAAGGUUUGAGGCACAGCAUGGGGGAUUAUGCGCUAUAGGAUUUGUUUCAGCACACUGUUUACAUAGAAUGCCUGCUGUCUCCAAAGCAGUUACUCAAAAUGCGGUUAAAUGUUUGGUGGAUGUCGUUAACUUAGAGACUGCACCACUGGCUUCUGUUGCUAUGGAAGCUCUGGGUCAUAUUGGCAUUUGUGGCGCAUUACCUCUUCUUGUUAAUGAUUCUAGUCCAGGGACUCAAGUGCUGGAAGUUCUGCACGAAAGAUUGAGCAAGCUGCUCUCUGGUGAUGAUAUAAAAUCAAUUCAGAAGAUUGCUCUAUCUCUUGGACAUCUCUGUUUAAAUGAAACGUCAUCUUCGCACUUGAAAAUAGCGCUUGAUCUUUUAUUUAGUCUUUCACGGUCAAAGGUGGGUUUGUUAAUAUUGAAGGAUGAACGAUGUGCUGGAACUGUGUGGAUGCUGUCUUUGACCAUGUACUGUGGCCAACAGUCAUCAAUCCAACUAAUGCUUCCUAAAAUCCAGGAGGCUUUCUCACAUUUGUUAGGCGACCAGAAUGAACUUACACAGGAGCUGGCAUCCCAGGGCAUGAGCAUCAUCUAUGAACUUGGUGAUGCAUCAAUGAAGAAAAACCUAGUAGAUGCUCUGGUAAAUACUCUAACUGGCACAAGCAAAAGAAAACGAGCUAUAAAGCUUGUUGAGGAUUCUGAAGUGUUUCAAGAGGGAACCAUCGGUGAGAGUCCCACUGGAGGGAAGAUUAGCACUUACAAGGAGCUUUGUAAUCUUGCAAAUGAAAUGGGGCAACCUGAUUUAAUUUACAAAUUUAUGGACUUAGCCAAUCACCAAGCUUCUCUUAACUCAAAGAGAGGAGCUGCUUUUGGGUUCUCCAAGAUAGCCAAACAAGCAGGAGAUGCUCUUCGACCACAUUUGCGACUGUUGAUUCCGAGGUUGAUUCGUUAUCAAUAUGAUCCUGACAAAAAUGUGCAGGAUGCAAUGGCACACAUUUGGAAAGCACUGAUACAAGACCCUAAGAAAGCUGUUGAUGAACAUUUGAAUCACAUCUUCGAUGAUUUGCUAGUACAAUGUGGUUCACGGCUUUGGCGCUCUCGUGAGGCAUCCUGUUUGGCCCUUGCUGAUAUAAUUCAAGGUCGGAAAUUUGACCAGGUCAGGGAGCAUUUGAAAAAACUAUGGAUAGCUGCAUUCCGUGCAAUGGAUGACAUUAAAGAGACUGUGAGAAAUGCUGGUGAUAAGUUAUGUCGUGCUGUGACAUCCUUAACGAUAAGGAUCUGUGAUGUCACGCUUACUGAACUAUCAGAUGCAAAACAAGCAAUGGAUAUUGUUCUUCCUUUUUUGCUUUCUGAAGGAAUAAUGAGUAAAGUGGACAGUGUACGUAAGGCUUCAAUUGGAGUUGUUAUGAAGCUUGCAAAGGGUGCUGGAGUUGCCCUCCGUCCACAUUUGUCAGACUUAGUUUGCUGUAUGUUGGAAAGUUUGUCUAGUCUUGAAGACCAAGGACUUAACUAUGUUGAGUUGCAUGCUGCCAAUAUUGGCAUAGAAACCGAGAAACUUGAAAAUUUACGAAUUUCAAUCUCGAAAGGCUCUCCAAUGUGGGAAACUCUUGAUCUGUGUAUUAAUAUAGUGGAUAUUGAAUCACUUGAUCAGUUGAUUCCUCGUCUCACGCAACUUGUUCGGGGUGGUGUUGGCCUCAAUACAAGAGUUGGUGUUGCCAGCUUCAUCUCCUUGCUAGUUCAGAAAGUUGGUACUGAGAUAAAGCCA